Messenger RNA from Manacus vitellinus (golden-collared manakin), 1315 nucleotides. It is a transcript of the gene GAR1, whose product is annotated as GAR1 ribonucleoprotein. Bases 154 to 813 code for a protein of 219 amino acids. Gene Ontology annotation, molecular function: box H/ACA snoRNA binding. The transcript is spliced from 7 exons. Gene Ontology annotation, cellular component: box H/ACA snoRNP complex. The record is from RefSeq and is a predicted model, not a curated record. Gene Ontology annotation, biological process: snoRNA guided rRNA pseudouridine synthesis; ribosome biogenesis. NCBI's taxonomy places the organism in Eukaryota, Metazoa, Chordata, Aves, Passeriformes, Pipridae.
UGUCAUGUUCAACCCUCAUACAGACCAGUGAAGAACAUGCUAAUCACUGCUAGUCACUUUUUUGCAGAUAGGUGUUGCAGUAGAUUACAUCUUAGUUGUAAACUUGAUUUUUCACAGGCUAAAACCAUAGCACGUUUGUAGAGGCAGUAGAGGAUGUCUUUUCGUGGCAGAGGAGGUGGAGGAGGAAGAGGAGGUGGUGGCUUCAACCGUGGAGGAGGUGGCGGUGACAGAGGUGGCUUUAAUCGCGGCGGACGAGGUGGCUUUGGACGGGGAGGUGGAAGAGGAGGCUUCAACAGAGGAGGAUAUGACCAGGGCCCUCCAGAAAGGGUAGUUUUGUUGGGAGAGUUCAUGCAUCCCUGUGAAGAUGACAUUGUUUGUAAGUGCAAAACAGAAGAAAACAAGGUGCCUUAUUUCAAUGCACCAGUGUACUUGGAUAAUAAAGAACAGAUUGGCAAAGUGGAUGAAAUCUUUGGACAGCUGAGAGAUUUUUAUUUUUCAGUGAAACUGUCUGAGAACAUGAAAGCCUCUUCAUUUAAAAAAAUGCAAAAGUUUUACAUUGAUCCAGCAAAGCUACUACCUCUUCAGAGAUUUUUGCCAAGGCCCCCUGGAGAAAAAGGUGCUCCCAGAGGAGGUGGUAGAGGAGGACGUGGUGGUGGACGUGGGGCAGGAAGAGGCGGUGGUAGAGGAGGAUUUGGAGGAGGAAGAGGUGGAGGAAGAGGAGGAGGAGGAGGAUUCAGAGGAGGCAGAGGUGGAGGAGGAGGAUUCAGAGGAGGAAGAGGUGGUGGAGGAGGCUUUCGGGGAAGAGGACAUUAAAAAUGGAGCCAUGAAUAUCUCCCCGCUGUCUUACCAUGUCAUCUACAGAAGGGAAGAACCAGCAAAAACUUUUGUAAAGGACCCUGAAAAAGUUGUUUUUAUAAAGAACUUGAAGCUGUAAGAUGAUGAUUAUUUUUACAGCUAGUGACUGUUGAUCAACACAUGAGGAGUGUAGCCCCAGGCGAAGAGCUGAAGACCACUCAGAAUAUAUGGACACUUUUCUAACUAAGCCAGGAUUCAAUGUUAUUCUUAAACUGUUUGUUUCUGACAAGCAGCAGUCAAAGCUUGACUUCGUGAUGGAGUUUGGAGUAAACAGUCAAUUGAAAUAGGAAGACACUACAGGUUCACUACAUGCACAUUCAUCAGUGUGAACCUGUUACCUGUGCGUGACUGAUCCCUGGUUCUCAUCCUCCUUUUAUAUAGAAUCUUCUGGGUUGCUCUGAAAUGGACAUGCUUUUUAAACAACCUUUCUGAACCUUUUUUUAUAAACUAAACUUAAAUA